UUUCAAUAACACUCCCCUUCUAUGUUUUGAUAUCAUCUGCGUCUCUGAAUAUGAAACUACAUAGAAGGUGCAUUCUUAUCAUUAUUAUUAGAUGGGGUUCGAUCUCCGGUGGGGCCUGUUGCAUAAGAAGAAAAACUCUGGCAAUCAUUUUUUUGCAAUAGUUUUUCAAUGUGUUAAUGUCAAUGACAUACCGGUAAUUUGGUUUGCAAGAGUUUGUUGUUGUUGUUGUUAUUUAUUUGCCUGAGUCUCUAUACCGGUAUGGCAAAACUUGAACGAAGCCCCUCCAUGCCCUCGGAUGGCUAAUGAUAUUCGACACUCUCGACAGUUCCAUCUUGCAGAGCGUGUUCAUCAGAAUUCGGAUCGACAUAAUCUUUGAUGCUGGCCGAAUCAAAUUUGUGCACGAUUUACAGGCACUUAGACGACUUAUUUGUAUUAAUCUGUGUAUACCGCUGAGUUUCGUUUCGGACCCGUCGCAGCUAGCUAGGUUAAGUUAGCUCCGUAUAAAUCGACAUCGGGAGCCUGCCUUCGAGUUCCGCCCUACCGGCGGCCGAGGCACAUCGAACGAUCAGAUCACUAGACUCUUAGUGUUAGCUGUACCGCCGUAACCAAAACAGUCUACCCGACCUUACUGUCGGGCUUGUAUUCUAAAAAAAACUCUAUGACACUGAAUGUGACAGUCCUCCUCAAGACUCGAGCCAGCUGAUGAUUUGAUCCUCCUGAGCCUUAGGCCCCCUCUGUUUAAUUUUAUUGCUCCAAAAUCAGAGAGACGUUCAAUAAUGUCUACAGAAGAUGGGGGAUUUUCCUCCUCGAGCUCAACGAACUUCCUUGCCGGUGCAAACAGCAGUGAUACGAUACAGGAGGAAAUGUACACACCUGUUCGAGUGCUUGGAAAGGGAGCUUUUGGUGAAGCAGUUCUCUACAGGAAAACAGAGGACAAUUCGUUGGUGGUAUGGAAGGAGGUGAAUUUGACACGUUGCUCUGAGAGAGUCAUGUAUGAUGCUCAGAAUGAAAUAGAGAUCCUCUCAAUGUUAAAUCAUGCAAAUAUAAUCUCUUAUUUCAAUCAUUUCUUGGAUGAACAAUCACUCUUCAUUGAAAUGGAGUAUGCCAAUGGAGGCACCCUUUAUGAGAAAAUUGUUCAUCAAGAUGGUACACUGUUUGAAGAAGAGCUGGUGUUAUGGUAUCUGUUCCAAACUGUUUCUGCUGUGGCAUAUAUUCAUCAAAUAGAUGUCCUUCACAGAGAUAUUAAGACACUCAAUAUAUUCUUGACGAAAUCUGGAUUGAUAAAACUUGGAGACUUUGGCAUCUCUAGAGUUUUAGGGGAUGAUAAAAUGGCAGACACGGUUGUUGGGACACCAUUAUACAUGUCACCAGAAUUAGUAAAAGGACAGCAAUACAAUGCUAAGAGUGACAUAUGGGCAAUUGGAUGUGUGCUUUAUGAACUUCUCACUCUCAGAAGAGUAUUUGAGGCUUCGAACCAGUUGAAGGUUGUAUGGGGGAUCGUACAGAAGGAACAUGAGGAUAUUGAUGAAAGAUACAGCAAAGAGAUGCACAGCUUAGUUACACAACUCCUUGCCAAGGAACCAGAAAAGAGACCAAGUGCUGCUGAAAUCAUGGCAAACCCAUUGCUGAAUGACAAGAAAAAAGAACGAGAAAGGAAGGUUUGGGAGCUGAAUGGCAUAGUGAGGAAAGCUAAAAGUCAAAGCAGCUUCCAAGCAGAAACGGUACCAGUUGUUACCUUCACAAACAGCGAGGUAUUUUACUGGGGUGGGGGUCGCCUGACUCCUCUGAAGCUUGAAGCAUUCAAAGAUGGAAACAGAGCAUUACAAGUGGCAGCAGGCCACUCACACUUUGCUGCUGUCACCGUAGAAAAGGAACUUUUUACUUGGGCAAAUGUCCAUGGUGGUCAAGAGUUAGUUGGUCAGCUUGGACAUGGAGAUACAGCUUGUUACAAAGCUCCCAAAAAGGUUGAAAAGCUACAGGGUAUACCGGUCAAGGCAGUAUCAUGCGGGGAAGAGUUCACCGCUUGCGUCACAGAUGAAGGGAAGUUAUACACAUUUGGCUCAGACUACUAUGGUUGUUUAGGAAGAGGCGAAGACUAUGAACCUGAAGAUGAUGACGACGACGACGAGGAAGAAGUGAAGAAUCCUAUCAUGGUAUCAUUCUUUGACGAGAGACCUGUAGAUAAGAUAUCAUGUGGUGAUAAUCACAUCUUAGCUCUGACUCAAGACAAACAGGUCUACUCAUGGGGUUGUGGAGAGUUUGGACGGCUUGGAAUUGGCACUGAAGAUGAUUGUAAACUGCCUCAGAAGGUAACAUUCCAAGGUAAAAAGGAGAUCAAGACAGUCUGUGCUGGUUCUGAAGGGUCAUUCUUCCUGACUACUGAUGGCAAGAUGUAUGCUUGUGGUAGCAAUGAACAUAAUAGAUUAGGAUUCAACACCGUCACAGCUGGUCUCAGGAAGAGAAUAGUCAAGGAGUGCUAUGAUAUCCCUUAUAAGGAUGUACCUACGUUAGUGAAACCUCUUAACAGAUAUAAUAUCAAGGCUAUUUCAGCUGGACAUACACACUCUGCUACUAUUGAUAGUUUUGGUCGUUUGAUCAUGUUUGGUUCCAAUCAGUAUGGUCAGUUAGGUGUAGGAGAUUGCAAAGGAAGAUCAGGAAUAUGUGAAGUGAAAGGCGUUCUUACUGGUAAACAUGUAGUAUCAGCAAGCUGUGGAGAUGGUUUUACUAUCAUUGCUACCACAGACAACCAGAUCUUUUCAUUUGGUCAUGUUGAUAGCGGUCGUUUAGGUCAUGGUGAUGACCUUUCUGGUAGUCAUAAGAAGAAACAAUCUAUCUCUACUCCUAAACCUGUAUUCGGAUCACUUCAUAUGGUCUCUGGUCUCUCUUGUAGACACUGGCAUACCAUUAUCAUUGCAGAAAAAGUUUUAUCUAAAUCAAAGACAUUCCGCUCACCACGGAUGGAUAGUACAUCAAGCAAAGUGAGUUCCCAAGUCAGCCAAGAUAGUGUCUUUACAGGAAGCUUUGAUCAAGAGAGUGAGAAGAGCAGCCCUGAUCCAACACCUGUAAGAAGCUCUCAGAGUGUUCAGUCAAGACAGUCAUCACAGCAAGGCCCAUCAGUGAAUCAUACACCAGAGACGUCAUCUAAUGAUGUAGAACAUUACACAGGGAGUUCUGGACAGGAGACCGGUGGUAGUGUGAGCCAAAGAGAUGAAAGAACUAAUGGAGGAGGAGAUGAUGAUGAUGAUGAGAAUAGUGAAGAAAGCAGCAUGCCACCAUGGCUUAAAAAUGAGCUGGAGGAAGCUGAGUUCAUUCCCAUGCCAACGAUAGACUCUGUGAAUAACGAUAGGACGGAUUAUGCCACUCCUAUCAAUAACGAUCCUUCUCAACACAACUCUACACCAAACACGCUCCCAUCAGAUAAACCCACAUUAGAUGGUACAGGUUCUACAGACAGUGGUUUCCAUCGUCCUCACUUUGUACCUCCUCUAAGCUUUGCAGCACUCUCACAGUCUGGGGAUUCUUUCAAGAUGGGUUUGGCUAGAGAUGCAGAGGUGGAAGCUCUGAGAGACAGGGUCACACAUCUAGAAAAUGAGAACCAGAAGCUGUUUAACAUGGUGUCUGACCAUCAAGCACGUCUUCUAGAACUGGAGAAGCGAUUGACACAGAUAGAAGGAACAGGGGUAUGAUCUUUCAUUUAUCUGUUUCAAAACAAGAGACUGUCUUCGUGAUGCAUUAUAAUCCUCUACCAUCAUCAUUUGUGACUUGUGAGAUUGAUGACAGAUUCAGAGAGUCAACCUAGUACCAUGCUUCUGAGCUAGGCCACUGCUGUGCUUCAUACCUUGCGGUUCCACAUUUAACAGUUUAUUAAGAAAGCCAGUCAAGGUCUCCUCGUCAUCUUCUUUUCUUGUAGACAACCAUUUAGGAUUCUGAUCAUCAAACGAUCAUCAUGACACACUGUUGUGAUCUAGCCAUUUCGUAGGUCUUUCUCUGAUGUUUGGAAGUAGCAUACUGCUCGGAGGAUGCAUCAAUGAUGGAAAAAAAUGGACCUUGAAUCACUUGCAAAAAUUGCUUUGUGGAUAAUCACCAUUCGUAGAUAGACAGACCUACAGUAUGAUAUCUAGUUAUUUUCAGUAAUUUCUUCUUCUCAGGAUAUCUGAAAUUAAAGAUGGUUCAUUUGACUAAAACAGGUUGUCAUCCAGAUUUAAUUCAAGGUUUGAGACCUACAUUUCGUAUAUUAUAUGCAUUUUUUUGUGAGAAAAGCCUUAGCAGUGACCUCUGAGGAUAUUUGAACUGUCUCAUCUUUCUCACAUUAAUGAACUCCGUGCAUUAUUCAUAUCCAUUUAAUUACAAAGCAAUUACCAAGUGAAGAUAUUCCUAUUAGUGUUUUGUAUUUUUUACUUUAAGAAAAAUUCAGCCACAUGUUUGCUUCCAAUGUACUUCACCUUACAGCUGAUAUUUGAUGUUGAUGAACAGAUUAUGGAAAUGAUAUACUAGUAGACAAAUGCCCGUCAUCAUUUGAAUUGCUAUUGAAAUCAAGAAUUAAUGGUAUAAUUUACUACAAAGUUGAUCAAAACAUUCUUUCUGCAUGUAUGAGAUAAUUUUCUGCAGAUACGGUUGAUCUGUUGAUUGCAACUAUUGUAGUUGAUAUUUGCAGUAGAAAGAAUGUAAGUUUGUUGGUACACCCUCUAAGUGAGGGACCACCAUAUCCCAAUAUGAUGUGGCUGAUUUCAAGUACAGUGUCAAAUGCCACUGGGUGUUGGAGCAAAAUAAACAUCGGGCACAAUAUCCAACUUGAAACCUUGCUGGCGUUACUAUUGACAUCAUUGAAUUUGAACUAUCAAUAAUAAAAUAAGUAUUGUUUUAUAAACCCAGAGAUUAUUUUGAGCUUAAUAAAGCAGCUUGAUUUUCACCCUUAACAUCAAAUGCCAACAUCGAACACUGUACUUAAAAUCAAUCAAAAUAGUAGAGUAGACCUUGGUAUUCAUUCAGCAGUUUCACUUAGGAAGAUUUAAAAGAGCUUCUCUUUAGAAAUGUUAAACUAUAUUGUGAUUACAAAAAUGAGUCAUACACUCAUUCUUCAUCAUUAAUUUAAUAUCUCAUGAUCUGGCUCAUCAGAAAAAAUAAAUCGAGCCUGUCAUGGCUUGCUGAUUGCACACUAGUUCAUAUGAAUGUACUGAAUUUGAUCAAUUUGAUCACAAUCACAUAUAGGAUGUCAUGGAAGUUUAUCAUUCAAGUACAUGGUGAUCAUAAUUAAGGCCUCAAAUUUUGGAAAGAGAUAGCUAGCUUCUUGAUAUUAAGAAUACAAAGUAUAACAUAUGGUAAUAAUGACAAUAUUUAUAAAAUGAAACAUAUUCAUUACUAGAGAUGCUCCAGGCACAUAUAUAUUUGCAGACAGUUAGGUGACAGUGUGAGAGUAAAACUUAUCGAGGAUCGGUCAAUGUUUUUGAUGAUUUCUAUGUGGGUAAACAUCAAUAUUAUGCAACUAUUGAUUACAUUUUAAUGUGAUGAUAUAUCAUUGAUUAAUUUCUAUACAAACUACAUUUCCGAUUUAUGCAAUUUUCCAUUAUAUAUAUGCCCUCUGUCUUUCAUUCUGGCAGCAUUUCAUAUAAACUGCAUCUUUCUUCAUUGUCUUAUUUGAAAAAGAAAAAUAAUGUGUAUGUAAUUGAUUUUCAGGCUCUCUGAGUGCAAACCAGUGAUAUAAAUAUUUGGUUCAUUUUCAUGUGGUGAAAUUACUUAGUAAAAAUCUGACUGUCAUGAAUUCUGUUGUCCUUAUAUAUCACUACUUUGAAAAGAAAUGUAUAUCAUGUUUAAUAUUUAGCAUUCCCUUUCUAGAUGUGUUUAUGAUGUUUUAAGUUGUGUGCAAAAAGGAAUUGUUUAAAGAUAUGUUUAAAUGCUGCUUGCUGUGCAUAGUUUUUGUAGUCUUGCCUUUUUAUUUAGUCUGUAUUUACUAUCAUAAAUUGGUAUCAGGGUUAUUUAUCACACUUUCAUUCAUUAAAAAAGAAAAUGUGCAAUGCUGUAAAUAUCCAUGACAGACAAACAACAGUAAUAGGUAAUACAAACAUGUAAGAAUAAUACAUGCAUAAUCAUAGCUGUAUGUACACAUGAAAACCUGUAGUCUAUGUAGCUCUAAUCAAAUAUUUUUUGCAUAUUCACUUUGUUUGAAAUGACUGUAUAUUGAUUCAAAUAUUUUAUUUCAGAAGUUGGUGAGAAGAUUAUUUUUAUAGAAACUUGAGAAGUGAAAGAAAAUGAUCGUCAUUUUUCAUCCUUCUGUAAAAAUUGGACUUUGUAAUUAUAUCUGAAAAGUUCAAUUGGUAGAUUGCUUUAAGCCAAUAUAGGAAUGAAUGAGUUGUUGUUUUAAGUUGGAAAGUGUUAAUUCAUGAUUGAAGUGUGUAUUCAAGUUGUUUAAAUUAUCGGUAAUGUGUGUAAAUUGCUUGAUGACCUCUACCUGAUUCUGUAGAACUGGUACACAAAGGUUAGUGAUUGAUCAUACAUGUGACUUAUAUGAUUGAUUGCACAUAAUGAUCAAUGCAAUCAAACUUAUAAGUCAUUCCUAUGAUCAAACACUAAGCAUUGUGUUACUGGACCCAAUAUAAACUAUCAUGAUAGACAUGUACAGUACAUGUAGUUUAUUUCCAACAUUUGUAUGUGGUGGAAUGCAUACCCAAGUGGUCUCAUUUGCUUUCAUAAACUUUUAUAUAAACAUUGUAAAUAUAAAAUUAUAUUUGUUAUCUCUACUUUAUUUUCUGAAUUCUGAAAUAUAGAAUAGAAGUGCAUGAAGCUAUUUUUCUAUUUUUUUCAUUUACAGAAUAAGGUAGGUUGUAUUAAAAGAGGUUGUCUUCUUUUUUUUCCUUUUAGAAUCAAUGUAUUUUUCUGAAAUAAUUGUGGCAAAAAUAUUCAUCAUGCUUUUUACUAAUACAAGACUUGGGCAUUACAAGUACAUGUAGUUAAGUAGUGUAGUUUUCAGUACUCUUUUUUUUUCUUUUCCUACUCUAGAAACAAUAUUUCAAGCUAAUUUGAAUUCUGGUAGAAGCUAUUGGAACAUAAAUUCCAAGAUGAAAUAUGGUCCUCUUUUCUGAAGUUAGAAUUCAGUGAGUAUUACAAAUUAUUAAUUCAGUGAAUAUAAGGGAUGAGUAAAGGCAAUGAUAAUGGAUUAAUUAACUGCAUGUGAACAUGCAACUCUUGAUACCAUGCUUAAAAAAAAAAAGUAAUCCAUUGAUAAAAUUUGUAGUGUUUGAAUAUGAUAUCUGAUUAAAAGCAUGUGCAUAAAUAUCAUGUAAUUCAUUCACCACUAAGUAAGAGGAUUCGAUUACUAGCUCCUUAUCUCUACAUAACAUUUUCUAUUAAUACUGUUCAUUGUCAAUUCAUUAUACACUGCACUUGUACAUUCACACUCACAGUUAGCCAUUUAUUGAUCUCAUUAAAGAUUCUUUUGUCAUUUUGUUGUAUUUCAACUGGUAUGCAGUCUUUCUAACUUGCACCAGAGAAAUGUUUGUUGCUACUUUUCCAGCUUUUUCUCUUGCAUGCUUGCAUUUCCUUGUGAACCACUCAGUAUCCUCGGUUCAUAUUUAAAGCAAAUUCUUGUUAUCAUUGUUAUUUUUUUUAAACAAAAGUCACGCUCUCUUCAAUACUCAUCGUAGAAAACAAGCGACACAUAAACACAAUAACAUGAACAAUGAUAAUAACAUAUUGAGUUAUGUUUUCUAAACUCUGAACACAUUAUGGUAGUUAUUGUAGAGAACAGUAUGAAUUUAAGAUUUGAAUACCCAUUUGAUAUUCCAAAAGCUGUGGAAUAUCAUGUUAAGGGCCCUGUAACUCAAAUGUUAGCGAUUAGUUGUACGCUCUAUUUUCAUGAUUAGUUGUAUAUUGUAGCCAUUCAUGCUAUAAAUGCAAUCAAUAAAAAGAAAUGUUCUAUGAUGAUUGGUAAGCUUUCUGUUACAGACCCCAGAGCAUGUAUAGUAAAAAAGUCAUUUCCAUUGUCUUUUUUGACUGGGCUCUGAACCAUGUUCAAUAUGUGGUGUCUUACACUGGCUACACUCCUACUUGCUGAACUUAUUCCUACAGAAAUCAGAAGUAUGGUCAUAUUUAUUUGUCUUGGACAUGGGAUGUAGGUGUACUAUCAUUGUUUCCUCAUGCAGUACCCUCUCACAUGUUUCAAUCAAUUUUAUAUUGAUUGUAAAUAAAUUCUAGCAAAGCAAUUACUAAAAUUGUCACUUAAUUGAAACUAUUGAUUGUAUCUAUUUAUGUUGCAUGACCAAGAACUCUGUUCUUUUAUUUGCAGAUUAGUUCAGAUAAAGUUCUUAGUUUUUAGGUUUAUUAGGUAUUAUGUACUAAGCAACUGAAACAAAAUCACUGGGACUUAAUGUGUAUGGUAAUGUGACUGUUUUGGUUAAAUUGAGAUGGAAAGACUUACUUACAGUGAGAAAAGCGCUCACUGAAAAAGGAUUGAAAAGUUUGUAUAACAUUUUCUUUCACUCGGUGUUUGAAAUCAAGGCAUUCUUGGUGAAGAGAUACUUUUCAAAACAAUUUCAUGACCAAGUUUACUCCAGCUUGAGUUCUUGUUGCAAGCGCAUUAAUCCCCAGGGGUGUGUUUUACCUAUCAAAAAUUGAAUAUUUACAUCAGUUUUGUAGACCCUUACAAAGAUUGAAACCAUUUUUUAGUACAAUAUGCUGACUUUGCAAUAAUAAUGAUGGUCAAGCUAACAUAUUCCAGAUGGUGUUAUGUCAAUUUCACCAUUCAAGUAUGCAGGAAAAUCGAUUCACUAUAUUUACAUGUGAUAUAGUGAAGAAAAACAAAUGUGUAGUAGUAAAGCCCAAAAUAGCCUAGUUUUCAGUCCUACUUAAUCACAAAAUGAUGUCACAGACUUCCGGCUGGGGAGGACAGCACUUAAUCUUUUUUUUUAGAGGCUGAUAAUUGACUUUGAUAUUCCCAAGCAAAAUUUUCAGCU
Lytechinus variegatus (green sea urchin) is the source of this 8945-nucleotide messenger RNA. RefSeq names its product serine/threonine-protein kinase Nek9-like. Gene Ontology annotation, molecular function: protein kinase activity; ATP binding. The transcript has 22 exons. Gene Ontology annotation, biological process: protein phosphorylation. Bases 777 to 3686 code for a protein of 969 amino acids. NCBI's taxonomy places the organism in Eukaryota, Metazoa, Echinodermata, Echinoidea, Temnopleuroida, Toxopneustidae. The record is from RefSeq and is a predicted model, not a curated record.